AUGAAAGGCUGCAAUGUUUUUCUCCUCUGUGUGGCAGCCUUCAGUACUUGGACAGUUACAGCAGAUGCCAAAGAGUUAUCCAUCACCACUAUAAAGGAGGAGCCGUACACCAUGAGCAGAGGCUCUGAGCUGGAGGGCUUCUGCAUGGACCUGCUCACAGAACUGUCGAAGAUAAUGGGCCUCAAGUACAAUGUGCACCUGGUGAAGGAUAACCGCUACGGAGUCAUGGAUGCCAGCGGCAACUGGAACGGCAUGAUCGGUGAGAUCGUCAGAGGGGAGGCUGACCUGGCUGUGGCCCCGCUGACCCUCACUGCUGUCAGAGAGCAACAUGUGGAAAUGACCACCCCCUUCAUGCAGACAGGAAUCGGCUUCAUCCUGCGUAAGGACGUGGCCUCUGAGGAGAGCACCCUCAGCCUGCUGGCGCCCUUUUCCACCAACAUGUGGAUUGGAAUCCUCGUUGCCUUCCUGCUAACAGGUCUCUGCAUAUUCCUGGUGGGCAGGAUCAGUCCCAGUGAAUGGUCCGAGCCAGACACAGAGCAGCACGACUUCACUUUGCUGCACAGCUUCUGGUACAUCACAGGAGCUCUCACCUUACAAGGUGCCGGUCCUCACCCUAAAGGCCUCUCUGGACGUUUUGUCAGCGCCAUCUGGUGGCUAUUUGCUCUAGUGCUGCUGGCCUGCUAUUUUGGCAACUUCAACUCCAAAUUGCACUCCAACAGCAAACACGUCUCCAUCAGCAGCUUUGAAGACCUCGCCAACCAGGAUGUGAUCGAUUAUGGCACAGUUGAAUCUGGAUCCACCAUGUUUUUCUUUAAGAGUUCCAAGAAUCCUCUGCUCGAGCGUAUCUACCAGAACAUGGAGCGUAAGAAGAGCUUCGUGUCCAGCAUGGAGGAAGGUCUCCGCCGUGCCCAGGAGGGAAACUUUGCUUUCAUUGGUGAAGCAGUGUCCUUGGACUUGGCAGUGGCUCGUUACUGUAAACUGGUCCGAUCACAGGAGGUCAUCGGUAUGAGAGGCUACGCCAUCGCAGCACCACUGGGUUCCUUGCUUGCCAAAAACCUAACUGUGGCUAUCCUCAGCCUCAGCGAGUCUGGCACGUUAACGUUCCUGCAGCAAAAGUGGUGGGCCAGCAGCUGCUUGGGGGCCAACAGGGCCCACGGCUCAGAGGCCCUGCAGCCCCAUGAUUUGAGAGGCGUCUUCCUCCUCCUGGGCCUGGGACUGGGUGUGGGGCUAUUGCUGGCCCUGCUGGAACUGUUGUCGAGGGCCCGCAACCAAGCUAAGGAUGGCAAGAAAUCAUGCUGCUCGGAGCUGACAGCAGAGCUGAACCGGAGGUUUGGCAGCCGAGAAGCGAGCACAGAGGAAGACAUCCCUGACAAAAGCAAAGCUUAAAGGAAAAGUGUACAUGUUAGCUUCUGAUAAGGUAGCAGCGGACUUUCUGUAGUGACAGCUUCAUGUCGCGCUGCCAUUCAGUUUGUUUUGUACUUUUUCGUAAAAGGCUCUGUAGAAAUAAUU
Pleuronectes platessa (European plaice) is the source of this 1509-nucleotide messenger RNA. Its product is annotated as probable glutamate receptor. The record is from RefSeq and is a predicted model, not a curated record. Gene Ontology annotation, molecular function: AMPA glutamate receptor activity; transmitter-gated monoatomic ion channel activity involved in regulation of postsynaptic membrane potential. Gene Ontology annotation, cellular component: plasma membrane; AMPA glutamate receptor complex; postsynaptic membrane. Bases 1 to 1386 code for a protein of 461 amino acids. The transcript has 9 exons. Gene Ontology annotation, biological process: synaptic transmission, glutamatergic; monoatomic ion transport; modulation of chemical synaptic transmission. NCBI's taxonomy places the organism in Eukaryota, Metazoa, Chordata, Actinopteri, Pleuronectiformes, Pleuronectidae.